Messenger RNA from Trichoderma citrinoviride, 459 nucleotides. RefSeq lists its product as hypothetical. The record is from RefSeq and is a predicted model, not a curated record. The coding region runs from base 1 to 459 and encodes 152 amino acids. NCBI's taxonomy places the organism in Eukaryota, Fungi, Ascomycota, Sordariomycetes, Hypocreales, Hypocreaceae. The transcript has a single exon.
AUGUGCCCGUUCCGCCCGUCGCAGCCCUGCCGGCCCUGCCCCCAGUCGGCCCGCUGCUCGUUCUUGGCCGCCGCCCUCCUCUUCUUCGCGCGCUCCCCGUCCUUCCCGUGGCACAUGCUCCUCCUCAUGGAGCAGUUGUCGCACGCCGCCGACCACCUCGCGCACCUCCGCAGGUUCCGGCUCCAGCUCUCCGACCACAAACGCGAGCACUCCUCCCCCUACCGCCUCGCCCGCGCCCGGCGCCUCCGCGAGUACCGCCUACAACACCUCCGCACGCUCCCACGACAGUCCCUCCACAAACGGCACAGAAGCCUCGUCGUCGUCGUCCUUCCUGUUGUCGUCGUCUGCCGUGCCCGACUGCUCCCCCACGUACGCACCUUCCGAAGCCCGCCUCUCCCGCACAAGGUCCUCACCUACGUCCUCGUCGACGUCCCCUCCUUCUACCUCGGCGGCCACUAA